This is a messenger RNA of Caenorhabditis remanei, 1152 nucleotides long. RefSeq lists its product as uncharacterized. The transcript has 7 exons. The record is from RefSeq and is a predicted model, not a curated record. The coding region runs from base 1 to 1152 and encodes 383 amino acids. Gene Ontology annotation, molecular function: hydrolase activity. NCBI's taxonomy places the organism in Eukaryota, Metazoa, Nematoda, Chromadorea, Rhabditida, Rhabditidae.
AUGGGAGACACACAAUUCCAUUUUCCAUGCGAAGAAGAUAAUGUUCAGUGCAAGUUGGUCUCAAAAAGACCACGAUCCAGGUUUUUCCUGAACAGUAGACUGGAGUUCAUAGACGGUGUUGAAGUGAACGAAACACUACGUCAGGGUCGGGAUUCAUGUACCAAAAUAGAAAGCAGAUUUGCGAAUCGUGUGCAAAGACAAGCUUUGGAUGCUCUUAUUAGCAGUAUGGAUUAUAAACCAGCUGCACUCGUCAUCAAUGGAGAUUUGACUGAUUUUGGACAUUUACACCAGUUGCAUGAGUUCAGACAAGUCUGGUACAACAACUUCCCGAUACCUUUCAUUCUUGGGUUAGGAAACCAUGAUUAUCAGAACAAUAUAAACGAUUGUGCCUUAAAUUUUUGUGCUCAUACGAUGCUUUCUUGGUAUACAGACUAUGUGAAGAACAUGUCUCUUGUGGCGGAUAUUCAGAGAAAAACAGUAAAAUUCGAUGUGGAAUUCACUGGAAGUUUGGCUUACACAGAGACAGUUUGCUCUAGUUCAAGAAAACUAUGUGCCUUCGUUAUCCAACUCAACAAUGCAAUUGACUAUAAUGUGGAAUUCUCAUCUCUUUUUGUGAAAUGGAAUAUCUCUUCUCCGAUGAAAUAUCUUCAUAACGAGUUGAACCUUCUUGGAAGUACCUCUCUUCCAAUUCUUUUGAAUAUGCACCAAUGUGAAAGUAUGCAUAUUCAUAAGAUCAAAAUGAUGUUAAGACGUUGGAUGUCAACUGUGAAGAAAAGUUUUGAAUCAAAUCACAGAGUGCCAAGAAUUGGAGCAUUUUAUGCACAUAUGCAUCAAAGACAUGAAGUGACCUUAGAAUGUAUUGAAGGGUACAAAGUGCCAUUUGUCUACAUUGGGAGUGUACCAAAUAAUAGAUUCACCAAGUUUGACAUGACCGCUUCUACAGCGACUAUCACAGGGUACAAGGCUCGUGACAGUUUAAUGUACAAUGGGGAGAUACUUGAGCAACUGGAGACCGUCGACUUAUGGGGACCAUGUGUUAGAACAGAACAUUUCAGAUUUGAAGAUCACGUCACCAGGAAAAGAAGAGACUUCAUUAGAAGAAACCGCAACCAAGCUGAUUUUUCAUCGGAUGCCAGUGCACUCUUUUUUUGA